GUGUUUACACCAUUCGUUUUUCUUUUUCGGGGGAAAAUUUGAAUACUCUAGCGUACCAAAAGGUAUUCUGUCCUAAGAAUGGGAAGCAAAAUACUUUUCCUAAUAGGUGGGAUGGUAUUCGCCACGGAAGUUGUUUGGCAACUGUACAAAAGGCUUUACAAUCCCCGGAACGGUAGGAUUCCGCUAACAAUCGCGAAAAAGCCGGAACAAAACAUCUCGGAGGUCAUGUUCUUCUCCAGAGAGUCCAGUUUUUGUCGUGCUCACGUGAACAACAAUGAGGCUUGCCUGAAAAGUACCUGUCCGGUCCAAUAUUUAAGACGAAUGGAAGGUUACAUAAAUCGCGCCGAGAAGAGAUUAGAUGUGUGCAUGUACGUGCUGACUUGUCAAUUACUAUCGAAAGCAAUCGUAAACGCGCACAAACGUGGCGUAAUCGUGAAUAUAAUACUGGAUCGACGGAUGGCUUGCACCGAUUCGUCGCAAACGGCUCUCUUUCACGGGAACGGCAUCGCGGUCAGAAUGCAAGAGCUUGAUGUCCUGAUGCAUCACAAGUUCGUGAUCGUGGACAACGAGAUAGUGAUCACCGGCAGCGUCAACUGGACAAUGUCCGCGUUCUUCGGUAAUUUCGAGAACAUACUCGUGACCAAUCAGCCCUCUAUCGUCUUACCUUUCGUCGAAGAAUUCGACAAGUUGUGGAAACUGCUCGAGUAUCCGAUUGAAUCCGAAUCGGAGGGAAAUCGAAGACGUCUGCCCUUCAACCCUACCAAAGGCAUUAUGUGGAAUAUGUGA
This is a messenger RNA of Dufourea novaeangliae, 786 nucleotides long. RefSeq names its product mitochondrial cardiolipin hydrolase (gene zuc). Gene Ontology annotation, cellular component: mitochondrion. Gene Ontology annotation, molecular function: RNA endonuclease activity producing 5'-phosphomonoesters, hydrolytic mechanism. The record is from RefSeq and is a predicted model, not a curated record. Gene Ontology annotation, biological process: piRNA processing. Lineage: Eukaryota; Metazoa; Arthropoda; Insecta; Hymenoptera; Halictidae. Bases 79 to 786 code for a protein of 235 amino acids. The transcript has 4 exons.